CCUUCUUCCUCUCUCAGAGGGAAUAGAGAGGCUUGUCUGAGAAGAGUUGAGGCACUUCAAGGAUAGAAACACGUUAAAGGAACGCGUCUGAGACCGCUUUUUACGCGACUGUUAAUACUUUCCCCUUCACCAUAAUCCAAGGUCAUUCACUCUUUACUUUCUUCAGGUAACGGUAAUUAAUUGUACAUACAAUACAAGAAAGGUAGAUUCGUUCGCGUAUUAUAAGGCUGUGCGUAGCAGUUGUCGGCUCUUAUCGUUUUAUUCUCUGUGUAAGUUAGAAACGGAGAUGUCAGGCUCAUCAUUCAACCUUGGGACAGAAAAGCCUGUGCAAAGCGCGGAUAUCGAGAUGCCAGACGCUCCUGACGAAAGCGUGGAUAUCGAGAUGCCAGAUGCUCCUGGGGACAGAAAUGCUGUUAGCUCUGAGGAUGGCAUCAAGCAAUCUGGCUGUGGUAGGCCCCCAACAUCCUCUGCUGAUCAGGGCAAUUUGUACAAUAGUAGCGAUGCUGUGUCUCGCGGCGGGGAAUCAAUCCCGCGUGGCCAGGACGGUCCAACAUCCGUAGUAAGUAAUAGAGGAGGUUAUGUUAUUCGAUCUGCCCAACCCAUUUCUCUCUAUUCUCUUAAUGCACUGGAAUUGGCUGCCUUCAAAGCCAUACGUGCCGCCCGGGAACAUCAACGCUCUCGUGGUCUAACACCGGAUGGUGCUGUUGGAUACGAAAGUGAAUUUUGGAAGGCGUGCGAAGAUUACUAUCGUACAGCUGGCCAGAACGAAGUCUGCGCGGAGCGCGAGACAUUGGCGGACGUGGACUCGGUCUAAGUCAUGGAAUUGUUUCAGACUGUGAUAGAAAUGGGGAAGUCAUUUGGACUACGAUAUAGAUGGGGAAUGAGGAAUAAGUCUUAGACACUCGUUAGUACACAGGAUCUAGAUCUGCAAACUGAGAAUGAAUAAGUAGAUGAAAGGGCAUUACGAUGCUAGAAUGUUAUUAUGCUAUUUGUGACGUGCCUCUUGUGAUAAUUGUUAACUACAAGCCUCGAUG
Fusarium redolens is the source of this 1034-nucleotide messenger RNA. RefSeq lists its product as uncharacterized. Bases 287 to 814 code for a protein of 175 amino acids. The transcript is spliced from 3 exons. Lineage: Eukaryota; Fungi; Ascomycota; Sordariomycetes; Hypocreales; Nectriaceae. The record is from RefSeq and is a predicted model, not a curated record.